UUUUGGGGCACCACAGACAGAACUAGAUAGAAGACCAGCUCAACAGAAGCCAUCAUAACCAAGAGCCUCAGGAGCCCAAAGAACAAUCCAGAGGAGCUUCAUCUGCCAGAGCUGUGCCCACCAGGCCUGUGGGCUGUGCUCUUCAGCAAGAUGUUUGUCACAAAUGCAAGCACCAGACAGCUAAAUGUCACCUGUACACAUUCAGUGGACAUGGAGGUCUUUCUCCAUUAUUCCCUCAUCCCAUCAUUUCUCAUCAUUUUGGUCUUAUCCUUCCUCCAAAGACAAGAGCACCGUAGAGAGAAAGAUGAUACCACUUACCUCCUGGGGAGCCACUUUGGAAUCAUCAUGCCUCUGGACUUCGUGGGAACUUUUAGUAACCGAUGGUCGUAUGGAGUUGCCUUUGGGGCCACAGCCAAUAAGGUCAUGUUCUUGUUCUCUGAAGGCUACCAGCCCCUGCAGGUCCCGCAGUGGACCCAAGCCUUCGUGCUUCUGAUUGGAGGUUUCGAAGUUGGCCUGUCCCACUUCCCCUUCUUUGCCUGCCUCUCCUCAGAGUUCCGCCUGGUCAGCUCCCUCCUCGGCUUCAGCUACUCCCUCCUCUGGUUUGCUGUCACUGUUCUUCAAAUCUCACAGUGUCCCCAUGGUCAGUUUGUGGGAAGGUAUGAGUCUCUGGUGUUCUACUGGCCAUCACUGUUGUGCCUGGCUUUCCUGCUGGGCCGCUUCCUGAACAUGUUUGUCAAGGCUCUGAGGGUACACCUGCGCUGGGCGCCCCAGGCGGAAGAGAAGCCUGUGUUUCUGGAAACCCACCAAGCCAAGCAUGUUAAGCAGCUGCUGAGGAAGCCCAGGCCACAAGAAGGAGAAAAGUCUUGGUUUCAAACCAGGGUAUAUGAAUGGGACCCCUGCUUCCUGUUCCCAAGCAGAAUGAUUGGAACCAUUGUGUUGGCUUUCAUCUGCCUGUACCUUUUCAUUGUCAUUGAGUUCUGCAUGUUUGUGUAUGUGAGAAACAAGCUGGAUGUGUUUGAAAGCAACCUGGAGAACUACGUCACUUAUGUGAACCACACGGGGAUCCUGACUCCAUUCAUCCUGCAGGUGCAAGAGCUGAUCAGUGUCUCCAAAGGAGUCUGGGUGGCAACCAUUUUGCCUGCCUCGCUCACGUGUGUGAGCUAUCUGUUCCAUAUUCUGGCCUGUUAUAGAAAGCACAUAAAGAGACUGUGGGCAGGAGAUAAACACUUUCUCCCUUUGAAGUUCCAUGAUCCUUCCCCCUCUGAGAGUGUGGCAGCCAUUGCAAAGUACUCUGGCUGGCAGAUAGCCUACAUUCUGUGGGGCUACCUCAUCAUCCAUGUGAUGCAGAGCCUGUGUGGCAUGAUGAUGAUGUAUGGCCUGGUGCUGCCCAUCACCCACCACCGGGGCCUGGAGAUGCUGCAAGGCCUGGGCCUGGGGAUCCUCACCAUUUCCAUUGUCAUGGGCCUUAUGAUCCUGCAGGUGUGGAUUGCUGCCAGCUUCUUCCUGCAGCCCAAGCUGGGCACAGCUGACAAGCAAAAGCCCUUGGCUCUUAACAACAGGAAAGCCUUCCACAACUUCAACUACUUCCUGUUUUUCUACAAUGUUCUGCUCGGCCUGGGCGCUUGCCUCUCUAGGCUGCUCAUCAGUUGCAUCCUGGGCACAUGGCUGAUUGCACGCAUUGACAGGACCAUCAUGCAGAGCGGCUAUGAGAGAGCAGACAUGGGGUUCAGUGCUUGGGUCGGCAUGCUUUAUAUGGACCAUUACCACACCAACCCUGUGCUCGUCAGCUUUUGCCACAUCCUGAUCACAGGACACAAAGAGAGGAAGCUGCAGAAGACCACCCAAUACUGGUGCCAAUCAGCAGGUCCUCACAUCUCAGCUAGGUCCAGGACAAGGUGGCUCCUGCUGCAGACCCUGAUAAACAACCCCAGACUCAUCAUACUCAGAAAAUCAAAAUCAGUGCAUCGUUCCCGGGAGUUCACUCAGAUUCUGCUGACGUGCUCAGAUUGCUGACACUGGCCACCAACAACUACUCUAAGGCCAGACCCAGUCACCUGCUCCCAAGAGAAGACUAAGUCUAACUAGCUGCUGUUCUCUGCUGUGGGAUAAGAUGGCACAGGCUCUGUCCACCUACAUGGAAAAUAGUGUGAGCAACUUGUGGGAUGGUCACUAAGUCUGAAGGCUGCAGUCUCAAGACUGUUUCACUUCUUGAGCAAAAAAAAAAAAGAGAGAAAAAGAUUAAAAAACUAAAGAAAUGUCCGGUGAACAAACUUUGCCCAUUGUUGACUUCCACUGCCCAUUGAGGGUAGACAGCUUGCGAGUUGCCUGUGAAGAAACACUAAAUUUAAUUCCAAGUCAGGAUUUUUGUCACUGAAGAAAGUUGUAAAAUGUCUACAUCAAGAGACCUCCCUCUUUCUUUCUCAAACAGCAUAGCUCUCAAUCCAACAAGGUUCUCAUUGCUUCCUUUUUCCAGGCUUUAUGGUGGGUGAGAGAGAAAGAAAUCCAUGGUCCUAGCCCCUAAUCUUGGAGGGUAAGUAGGCAUACAAUGAGUUCUCUGUCCCAUGGCCACUGGGGUGAGGAGUAGAUCAGAGUUUACCUGGGCCUUGCUUACAAAGAAGAUGCUUAAAUUCUCUAUGAGAAGUGUGGGGUCACCUAGGAAAUCCACCUGUCCAUGGAAGCAGAUAUGAGGUGGACAGGCAUUCCAGGUAGGUGACAAUAAGACCAAAGUUGUCUGGGCAUGCAAGCCCAAGGAUGUUUGACAGUGGUGAGCCAUGUAUCAUGUGAGGGUGCAGGGUGUUGGUUAGGACCGUUCCAAGGAUGCCCAAAUGGGCAAGGGCCACGAGGACCAUAUAACAUGGCAGAGAAAAACUCCCAUCCACCUCAUAAUUCCCAAAGCAAUUGUAGGUUGGUAAUCAUUAAGUAGCUAAUGUAAAUUCAAUCCUGUUGAUGGAUGUGUUUGCCAGAUUGUCUCUUUUUGUGUAAUCUCUACAACCAAGCUCUGUCGAUAUGCUUUUAGAAACUGAGAAAACUAAGAUCCCCAUGCCAGUAUUUUGUAGUUGUGUGACACUGACCAAAUUAUUUUACCUUUCUCCAUUCUCUUCUUUAACUGUAAAAAGACAGUAGCACCAUCUGAUGCCAAAACUAUUUUGAAGAUAAAAUGAGUUAAUACAUAUAAACACUCUUAAGCUAGUAUCUGACAUCAUAAACUCUUGAAGGUAGUAAAGAUUUGACUUUUGAUGUUGCUAUGAUUUGAAUAUGAGCAGUAUUGCCCAAAAGUCCAUGUGGUAAAGUUUUAGUUUCCAGGUUAGCACUACUAGAAGGUGGUGGAACCUUUAGGAGAGGAUCUAAUGGGAGGUCCUUACGUCAUUGGGUGUAUGUCCUGAAACGGGGAUUGUGGGAUCUCAGUCUCUUCAUCUCUCUGUUUCCUGGCGAAUGUGCUAUGUGCUUCCACCAUGGGGUACUGCCUCAUUAGAGACCCAAAGGGCCUCCCCAUGGGUCACUUUGACUUGAGCUGGAACCUCCAAACCCACGAGUCAAAAUAAACCUUUUCUCUUUGUAAGUUAAUUACCUCUGUAUUUUAUUAGAGUAGCAGGAAGCUGACCAAAACAGAUGUUAUUUCACAGGAAGAUAUCCAAAUGGCCAACAAGAAUAAGAAAGGUACUCCCAUAGUUACUCAUCAGAAUAUGAAAAUUAAAAUGUUAAUUCACUGCAUAAUGGCUAAAAUUAAAACUGGUGACAAUAUCAAGUGUUGGUGAGGAUGAAGAGCAACAGGAACUCCGGUAUGCUGUGAUAUGUAUAAAUUCUUAACACUACUUUCAGAAAUUCCUUGGUAGUUUCUUCUAAAGGUAGACAUGCACUUUAUGACUCAACAAUUCUAGUCUUAAGUAAAUCCCCAGGAGAGAUGCUAAUAUAGGUCCACCAUGCAAAAGAAUGUAGGAAAUAGCAUUAUUACUGGUAUGCUCUCAAUCUGAAAACACUCAAUAUACACUAAUAGUAGAAAGGGUAAAUAAAAUGGAUUAUAUUAUUCAUAAGUGAAUACUAUAUU
Fukomys damarensis (Damara mole-rat) is the source of this 4045-nucleotide messenger RNA. RefSeq names its product stimulated by retinoic acid gene 6 protein-like. Lineage: Eukaryota; Metazoa; Chordata; Mammalia; Rodentia; Bathyergidae. The transcript is spliced from 18 exons. Gene Ontology annotation, molecular function: retinol transmembrane transporter activity; signaling receptor activity. The record is from RefSeq and is a predicted model, not a curated record. Gene Ontology annotation, cellular component: plasma membrane. The coding region runs from base 151 to 2013 and encodes 620 amino acids. Gene Ontology annotation, biological process: vitamin A import into cell.